This is a messenger RNA of Pleuronectes platessa (European plaice), 4656 nucleotides long. RefSeq names its product signal recognition particle 68 (gene srp68). NCBI's taxonomy places the organism in Eukaryota, Metazoa, Chordata, Actinopteri, Pleuronectiformes, Pleuronectidae. The record is from RefSeq and is a predicted model, not a curated record. Gene Ontology annotation, molecular function: 7S RNA binding; signal recognition particle binding; endoplasmic reticulum signal sequence receptor activity. Gene Ontology annotation, cellular component: signal recognition particle, endoplasmic reticulum targeting. The transcript has 9 exons. Bases 1830 to 2837 code for a protein of 335 amino acids. Gene Ontology annotation, biological process: SRP-dependent cotranslational protein targeting to membrane.
GAGAUGAAUUGUAAGCAUUCAUGUCUCAUUUUGGUCAAUUCUGAUUUUCUUUUUAAGCCCUAUAAUAGACAUCAAACAAAUCUUUUAAACUGCUAUUUCGUAGUGUUACUUUGUUCUCAUUGCCUUGUAUCCUGAAGCCAAAAUCAUGCAUUCUGCAUCAGCAUGGAUGCGGGAUCUGUCUUGACCCAAAAAUAUGACAGACCUACCCAUUGAAUACAGCUAUGUUGUGUUGAAUCAGAGAGGUAAUAUCAAUCAAUCAAUUAGAUUGUAUUUGUACAGCCCAUAUUCACAAAUCACUAUUUGUCUCAUAGGGCUUUAACAAGGUGUGACAUCCUUUGCCCUUAAGCCUCAAUAAGAGUAAGGAAAAACUUUUAACGGGGUAAAAAGAACGGAUAGAAGUGCAAUAGAUGUUAAGUUUAAUGGAGAACUUCAGCAAUAUAUAUAUCCAAUUUAAAGUGGGACGUUAAAGAAUGUAACACUACACCCAAAUGUGCUUUGACGUGAUUAUAAAGCGGUUAAGAAUUUGUUCUUCAUACCUACAUGUGCUACAUAGCCUCAGUGUGCAUAUCCUUCUGGCAUCAAUGUGUCUCCUUCUCUGCAGAGGUGACAACAGCGAUAAGAAGCUGGCCCAUAGCCUGAGAACACCUUUUACACAUUAUAUCCUUGUCCAGUUCCUUAAACUUUCAACAGGUGGCACUCUCCUCUUUACUGUCUCAAAUGUACCUUCAGUGUCACAGCAGAUUUUUCCUCCUGCAUUGUCUGAGCCUGAAGGCUCAACACACCCUGCGGACACACCCAUCACACCCAAAGUCACUCAGGUCUCUGGCAUGCAGCCUCUCAUCGCACGACUGCAUUCUGUGCAUUUCAACCCACACAUGAAUACAGGACUACACCCAGCAGGUCUCUGAGGACGGAUCAGCUUUUAAAUGAACUCUAAGGUCAUUGUUAAGCUGCGAGUGGCCAUGACUGAAUGCACUUGAAACCAGUUGGAGAUUGGCAAUAAUGAUUAUAGUUUCAUAUUUUUGACUUCAAGACAGAAAAGACCAAAAUGAUUCAGUAUCCGGCUUGGGUGCUAAUUCUCACUAAUUGCUUGAAAGGCAUAAAUUUAAACCAACACUGAAGGAGUCCUCCUGUGUUGCACCCAAACCUCAGAUGUUAGCCUGUGGGGACAGGAAACGGGUUUGGCCAUACAUCCAUCUUCAAGCUCCAUCGACACCAAACUUCCUCUAAUUAGUUUAUCUGUUAAACCCUCAAUCUGAACAACAGGAUACUCGACAGGUUGAGCUGGUCGUAAAGGGUGUUACCAGGGUGUUGGCACGAGUGUGCCUCUACAUAACUUAAGCCUUUUGGGUGGAUGAGAGCAGCACCAUGAAACAUCUAUUAUCAAUUAUCACCCUGAGGAAUUUCCCCGCAACAUUCUUCCUCUGAUGAGAUGUGCAUUUUCUGCCUCUAAAGGCAAAAUGAGUCGGUAACAUCAGACACGUCGGCAUACUGCCAUUAAUCACAGUGAUGGCAUUUCCCCCUUUUACACAAAUCCCACAAAGCCUCCUCAACACAAACAUGACAUGUCCUUCAGACUCCAGGCGAUAUCAUAGGACCACACAGGUGUAUUGUCAGGGGGGGUGGGGGAAGGUGAAGAACAAUCGUGUUUUUCAGAGAAAUCUGAACCCUGAAACUCCUCCGUGUCUGAUUGCUGAUAAGUUGUGUUCAGGAAUGUAGGGGCAGCCGGCCGGGCCACAUACCUGUGACUCCCCCCCCCCCCACACUUUUUCACCGUCACAUUCCGUCCUUUACUGUGGCUCUUUGUAUUCAACUUCUACAAUUUAUGAAUGCAUAAAUUAUCUUUCAAGUGUCACAUUAAUCAGGUGGAAGGUUAUUGUGAAUGUCUUCGUUUCAGACAUAAUGGCCAGUGUGCGUUACCUUGUUCAUCUUUAGGGACAGCUAAUGAGGAGACCAAAGAGCAUCUCUAUGAGACCCUGCUGGCCGAGUGCAGAGACACCAUCCAGGCUGUGAGAGAAGAACUCAAGAGUGAGGCGAAGCAGCGCGAGAGAGGCACUGAUGGCGACAGUGGUAAAGUGUCACACCUGCAGAUCCUGCACAGUUACCUGACCUACAUUAAGCUGUGCACUCUGGUGAAGAGGAAUGAGAGCAUGGCCCACACUCUUCAGGCAAAACUGAAGGAGCCCGAGACUGAUGAGAGCAAGAGGGGCCCCCGUCCUCAGGACCUGAUCCGCCUCUAUGACAUCAUCCUGCAGAGUCUGGCUGAGCUCUCCACCCUGCAGGGUCUGGAGGACGACCACACCUUCCAGAAGGAGGUGUCCCUUAAGACAUUAGUCUACAAGGCUUAUAGGUGUUUCUUCAUAGCCCAGUCUUAUGUGCUGGUGAAGAAGUGGAGUGAGGCGCUGGUGCUGUAUGAGAGGGUGCUGAAAUACGCCAAGGAGGUCCAGUCUAAAGCCAAGAACCUCAACAACAGCCUCAAAGACCUCCCUGAUGUUCAGGAGCUGAUUGCUGAGGUCAAUGCUGAGAAAUACUCCCUUCAAGCUGCUGCCAUUUUAGACACAGAGGAGACUGCUGAAGUUCCUUCUCAGCUGCAGGUGAAAGACAACAGGCCCCUCUGCGAGCGCCUGGAGACCUUCCGCAUUGACACCGCCCUCGUAGGAAAACAUCCCAAUCUGGUCCAGUUCCCCCCUGACUUCCAGCCAAUCCCCUGCAAGCCCCUGUUCUUUGACCUUGCUCUCAACCAUGUGGCCUUCCCACCGCUGGAUGACAAGGUGGAGCAGAAGGGCAAGGGCGGUCUGACCGGCUACAUCAAGGGCAUCUUUGGCUUUGGCAGUUAAAUCAAACCAUCCAGGCUUCGGCCUCCACAUGAGAACCACAAGGCCCAGAGUUUACCACAAACAACCAGAACUGGGUCAGUUGAUGAUUAGAAUAAUUUCUGUAACUUUAAUUUUUUUGAUUUGUGGUGCCUAAGUGCAAGAUAUGUUGAGUUGGCGCCUCUGGGGAAAGCACAGUGGGUCUUAUCUUCGAAGAAACAUGAUAGAAAAGGAUUGAAUCAUUUUCAAAUGGCAAUAUGACCCAAGUCCACCUGUUGCCUCUAUUAAUACCAGGAUGCAUGGGCUUCCAUUACUUUGAGCUGUGUAGCCAUGGUCAUGAUGCCAACAGCGAUGUUGUUAAUCUCGAAAUCUUGUCAGAGUAAACUAAGGUUCUUUGGCAUCACUGGUAAAAAAAAUCAUUCUGUGUUACAUAAGCGCCUUCAUUUAAUUGUCUUUUUUUUCUAUGUGUUUCAGCAUUGUUUCUUAAGUUUGACAAACUGAAACACAACAUAGUUCAGCUGUGUUCCAUCUUUUUCUUUCACCUUUACCAUUGUCCCUCCCCUAACGCGACGCUCACUGCUGACAACUGCAGAAGUUAACUUUUCUGCUACUCCCUUGCUAACUUCUGGCCAUCAUCUCAGCUCCAGGGUUGUAUGUCACCCCGGUCAUGCAAUGUGAGAGCAAUGGCAGGUUGAUUGGCAGGCGUACCUGUCUGUCACCAAUCAUUUCCUUCAGUCCAAAUGAAUGAAAUGAUCGUGCCUAUUACAGUCCUGCGAGGUCAACACAGUGUUUUAGAGACAAAUGACCAACCAGACCUUUUACCACAUUACCUAUGACACUACAGGCCAGUACUUCAACAUGAAAACUACCUGAAGCUGCUGAAAAGCACAGGAAGUAAAAUAUCUUGACAUGUCUGUUGUCCUGUUCUUUGUAAUCUGCUGCUGAAUCAUAUAAAUGGUUUGCAGUUAUGUUACCCCUUUAAACAGAGGACUGAAAUAUGAAAAGAGGUGUGGGAAGAACUGGGAUACAGCUCGAGUUAAGUUUUGGAUGCAUCAACAGGAAGAUGGAGGACGAAGCCAUGAAUCAAAGAGUGAAAUGGUUGUUUUCAAAAAGUAGCUUAGUGAUUCAAUGUUUUAAUUUAUUAAUGUCAGAAGCAGCAUGCUAUGUUUAUGUUGCACUGUGUGACAUGUGGUAUUAAAAGUACCACAAUGUCAGACAAGGGUCCAACAGCUCCAGCUCGCGUCCACGCAGAACUCUCAUUGUUAUCACCCCUCUCAAAUGUUUUAGCCAUGUUUCUUUCCCCCUACAAAACAGUGUCGUGAUGACGAACAUGAUUCAGAACACGAUUGUUCGUUAUACUUGUUUUUAUUUGAUAUUUUUUAUUUACAUAAUAUUACAACAGAAAUGGAUGGUCAGGACACGGUUUUUAGCAGCUCACUACCACCGCGCCUCUUUGUCCGUCAUCAGUAGGACUAAACCAUUAAAGCAACAGUUACAUGUCUCUACUGUAGUGGCAGAAAAUGUUUUGUCAUUGGCUGUUUCUCAGUCAUGAUGUGGCAUCAGAUCAUGUCUGCACGCCAAAGCCCUUCAAUUCCUCUGAUCCUUAGGGGACCUGCUUUUCUGUAGCUAGAGGAUCGUUUCACUCACUCACAUUGUGACAUUGUGUUUUUCUUCCAAAUUUUUAUCAAUGUGUUUCUUUUUCUCUCCUCCCCCUCUCUGUUCUUUGUUAAUGAAUUAAGACUUUGAACAGCCUGGAAAACGAUUAGUUGAUCAAUAAUUCCUAUAAUGAGAAUGUAUGAUCUGAGUCUCCAGUUCUAUCAAUAAAUAUAUUUGCACCAAACAA